CCUUCCUGGCUCCAGCCCGGCAGAAGCUAAAGCUCAGAAGAGCUCCCAAUUGCAGGCAACUGCAGUGUCCAGCACCCACCAUGAGGCCUCUGGUCCUGCUAUGGGGCUGCCUGGUGCUCCCAGGUUAUGAAGCCCUGAAGGGUCCAAAGGAGAUCAGUGGAUUUGAAGGUGACACCGUGUCCCUGCGGUGUACCUACGUGGAGAAGAUGAAGGAGCACAGGAAGUAUUGGUGCCGGCAGGGUGGCAUCCUGGUGUCACGCUGCGGUGACAUUGUCUACGCAAAUCAGGACCAGGAGGUGACUCGAGGCAGGAUGUCCAUCCGAGACAGUCCCCAAGAGCUCUCGAUGACCGUGAUCAUGAGGGACCUUACCCUGAAGGAUUCAGGGAAGUACUGGUGUGGGAUUGACAGACUGGGCCGCGAUGAGUCUUUUGAGGUUACACUCAUUGUCUUUCCAGGAAAAAGGGACAAUGCUGUCCCUGCUGGCACCUGCUGUCCUUCUUCCCCCACCCCCUCCUUCCAGCCUCUUACACCUACAAGGAGCCUGCAGCCCAAGGCAAAAGCCUGGCAGACUCAGCUCCCAGAACCGACUUCUCCUGGUCUCCACCCGACAGUCGUCACGGCCAAACAGGGCAAGACAGGGGUCAAAGCCCCUGUAUUCACCGAGGUGGCCCCAGCCUGGUCUACAGGAACUUCCCAGGUCCCCCCAGGAAUCUCUCCAUAUGCUGGGAGCUCUCCUCACACAGCGACCCCAGCCCGAUCUGCAGGAACCUCCCAGGUUCCCCCAGGAAUCUCUCCAUAUGCUGGGAGGUCUCCUCACACAGCGACCUCUCCUCAUGCAGGGAGCUCCCGUCCAGUCGUCUGGCUGCCCCUUACCACGCCACAGGACUCCAGGGCUGUAGCCAGCAGUGUCUCCAAGCCCAGUGUGUCCAUCCCGAUGGUCCGCAUGAUGGCCCCAGUCCUGAUACUCUUGUCCCUGCUGUUGGCUGCAGGACUAAUUGCCUUUGGCAGCCACAUGCUCCGGUGGAGAAAGAAAGCUUGGCUGGCCACAGAGACACAGAAGAACGAGAAGGUCUACCUUGAAACCUCGCUGCCAGGGAACGGCUGGACCACUGAAGACUCGACGAUAGACCUUGCAGUGACUCCUGAAUGUCUCAGAAACCUCAACCCUUCUGCUGUGCCCUCUCCUGAGACACAGAACCUCAGUCAGUCUACAGAGGAGGAAGAGGCAGCUCGUUCCCUGGACGACGACAAGGAGGACGUGAUGGCACCCCCUCCCUUGCAGAUGUCUGCGGAGGAACUGGCCUUCUCUGAGUUCAUCUCUGUGUAAUUGCAGAAUGCCCCGUGGUCGGCCAGGGAUUGUGAAGCUGAACAGCUGAGUUCUCAUGAAUUCUUGGGUUCUACUCACAGUCCACGGCUCUGUCCACCUUCCUUCCGGCUCUCUUUCAUGCCCCAGAUGGAGAAGUGUCUUGGUCCCUGAAGCCCGGAUGGUACUUAACAAGUCCAGCCAGAGGCUGGAACCUCCCGCAUAUUCUAAUCCCUGGGAAGAGUUAAUGGGUGUGUGGGCCUUCAUCGGGGCCUGGCCAGGCUCCAUGGAUAAAGGCUGAGUUUGUGUGCGUUCCAGGAAAUUCCCUGGGCAUGGAUGCCCAGCAACAGUCCCACCUCCCAUCCUCGGAAGAUCCCACCUUCACCUCCCUCUAAUUCUUCUGCAUCAAUUGCUAUGGAGGAGACAACAUAUGUGUGUCUAUGAAACACCUGCAUCCUGGCCUCUUAGAAAAUAAUUAAAACAAAAUUCUGCAGACCCAUCAAGACUCACCAAACCAUCUCUAGGGCAGGGCCUGGGACUCCACAGUUCUGACAAGUGACCCUGCCAUUCCUACCCUUGGGUCUGAUGAAUCCUCAGCCCAUUUUAGCUAGAAUCUUCCUUCCUUCCUUCCUUCCUUCCUUCCUUCCUUCCUUCCUUUCCUUCCUUUCCUUCCUUUCCUUCCUUUCCUUACUUUCCUUCCUUUCUUCGUUCCUUCCUUCCUUCCCUGUGGGGUUUCCUAUAUGCUUCCUAGACCUAGAUCAUGACAGUACGGUCCCAGUAGGCACUUCCUGAUGCCUCUCUGGUCAGGCACACUAUGGUGACAGCCAGCCCAAGGCAGCCAGGGAUCAGCUGUCUCUCCAUCCUCCUUCCCCAAGGCCCUGUGUCCCUUGCUUUGGUAGGACACUGGAGGAAGUCUCGAUAUCAUUCCUGUCCAGAGUGGUUACUCCUCCAUGGGGUCUGGAGGCUGAGGGAGAGGAGGAGGAGGAGGAUACCAGAGUGGGAAGGGGGGCGGGGAAACAGAAGACACUAGACUCUAGUUACUAGAGGAGAAUACUAAAUCCAGUACUGUUGAGUGAGGGAAAGAUGGACUGGCUCAACUAUUUUUUUUCCUUUUUCUAUUUUGUUUUGAAAAGUAAGAUGUUGGGAAGGGAGGUGUUCAGAAUAUAAAACAGAAAUGUAGGGAGAAUACAAAAGAAGUGCUGUUUCUAGGAUCAUAUAUAACCUCACCAAACCUUGUUGACGGCUCUGCCUGAGCUUGCAGGACCCCCCUCCUUUCCCCUCCCCUUCCAGUAUUUGCAGAUGCUCCGUUUACAGAGGGGUCCUCUCACCAUGCACAGCCCACUACGCAUCACACGCUGUCUCGUCAUAAGCAUCCCUCCGUGUUCUACGAACUUUGUACAAUAAACUUUCUCAGCUGUGUAGUAUUUC
Mus musculus (house mouse) is the source of this 2732-nucleotide messenger RNA. It is a transcript of the gene Cd300lg, whose product is annotated as CD300 molecule like family member G. The record is from RefSeq and is marked validated. Gene Ontology annotation, cellular component: basolateral plasma membrane; multivesicular body membrane; apical plasma membrane. The transcript is spliced from 8 exons. NCBI's taxonomy places the organism in Eukaryota, Metazoa, Chordata, Mammalia, Rodentia, Muridae. Bases 81 to 1328 code for a protein of 415 amino acids.